Erinaceus europaeus (western European hedgehog) is the source of this 5382-nucleotide messenger RNA. RefSeq names its product ecto-NOX disulfide-thiol exchanger 2 (gene ENOX2). The record is from RefSeq and is a predicted model, not a curated record. Lineage: Eukaryota; Metazoa; Chordata; Mammalia; Eulipotyphla; Erinaceidae. Gene Ontology annotation, biological process: ultradian rhythm. Gene Ontology annotation, cellular component: external side of plasma membrane; plasma membrane. Gene Ontology annotation, molecular function: protein-disulfide reductase activity; RNA binding. The transcript has 18 exons. Bases 302 to 2485 code for a protein of 727 amino acids.
CACAGGCUAGGUCUCAGGCUUCCCUGGUGACCAAUAACCAAUGGGAGACACCUGAGCGGCCAAGGAGUGAGUGAGAGUCCAGCCCCGGGCCUGAUUGAGAGGCCGAGCUGGCUAUUGCACAGUUGGGAGUUCGGAAGACCGCAACGUGGCGUGGAGCGCCGCGGGAGCGCUGCUGGCCUGGGAGCCACCUUCCGAGCCCGAUUUUCCAUGGCUGUAUAAGGAGUAGCACUUCGGUAGCCGGGGAGCUGGAGGGGCACCUGAUUUGAGAUCAAUUCGUGGAGAACACAAGAAGUAUGGUGGCAUGUUUCAGGAGGGGUUGAGUGAGACAGACCACAGCUCUGAAGCUUCCCCUGCUGCUAUGUCAUUCCCAUGUGGUGGUGAGCUAAAAGGAUUGAACCAGCUGCCCUUUGACCCUGCCAACAACAACGAGCCCCUGCAGUUUGGUAGUGCUAGUGGCCCUUUGGCCACAGAAGGUACCAGUGAGAAUGGAGGGGAGUCAAGCAAGAAAAGAAAGAGACCAAAUACUCCAUCAGGUUUCAGGUCAAUUCCUACCAGGCCCGAACAACUUUCUACCUCAGCACCCAGCCUUUUAUCUUUUUUCAAACUGGGUGUGGCACAAGCUGAUUGGUUACAAACAGAGUCCAUCGAGGUGCUGACAAAUAAAGCUGAUAAUAGUAGAACUCUGAAUGUGGAUUCCACUGCAAUGACGUUACCUAUGUCUGAUCCAACUGCAUGGACCACAGCAAUGAAUAAUCUUGGAAUGGCACCAUUGGGAAUUGCUGGACAACCAAUUUUACCUGAUUUUGAUCCUGCUCUUGGAAUGAUGACUGGAAUUCCACCAAUAACUCCGAUGAUGCCAGGCUUGGGAAUAGUACCUCCACCAAUUCCACCAGAUAUGCCAGUUGUUAAGGAGAUUAUACACUGUAAAAGCUGCACACUAUUCCCUCCAAAUCCAAAUCUUCCACCCCCUGCAACCCGAGAAAGACCACCAGGAUGCAAAACAGUCUUUGUGGGUGGCCUUCCUGAAAAUGGAACAGAGCAGAUCAUUGUGGAAGUGUUUGAACAGUGUGGAGAAAUCAUUGCUAUUCGGAAGAGCAAAAAGAAUUUUUGUCAUAUUCGCUUUGCUGAGGAAUAUAUGGUGGACAAAGCCCUUUAUUUGUCCGGUUACCGCAUUCGCCUGGGCUCUAGCACUGACAAGAAAGACACAGGCCGGCUCCACGUGGAUUUCGCACAGGCUCGGGAUGACCUGUAUGAGUGGGAAUGCAAACAGCGUAUGCUAGCAAGAGAGGAGCGCCACCGUAGGAGAAUGGAAGAAGAAAGACUGCGCCCUCCAUCCCCACCCCCGGUGGUCCACUACUCAGAUCAUGAAUGCAGCAUCGUUGCUGAAAAACUGAAAGAUGAUUCCAAGUUCUCAGAGGCUGUGCAGACUUUGCUUACCUGGAUUGAGCGAGGUGAGGUCAACCGUCGUAGUGCCAACAACUUCUACUCCAUGAUCCAGUCAGCCAACAGCCAUGUCCGCCGCCUGGUGAAUGAGAAAGCGACCCAUGAGAAAGACAUGGAAGAAGCCAAGGAAAAGUUCAAGCAGGCCCUUUCUGGAAUUCUCAUUCAGUUUGAGCAGAUAGUAGCCGUGUACCAUUCUGCCUCAAAACAGAAGGCAUGGGACCACUUCACAAAAGCCCAGCGUAAAAACAUCAGCGUUUGGUGCAAGCAAGCUGAGGAAAUGCGCAACAUUCAUAAUGAUGAAUUAAUGGGAAUCAGGAGAGAGGAAGAAAUGGAAAUGUCUGAUGAUGAAAUAGAAGAAACAACAGAAACCAAAGAAGCUGAAGAACCAGUGUCACAGGCAGAAGCUCUAAAGGAAGAAAAUGACAGCCUUCGUUGGCAGCUUGAUGCAUAUCGGAAUGAGGUAGAGCUGCUUAAGCAAGAACAAGGCAAAACCCACAGAGAAGAUGACCCAAACAAGGAUCAGCAGCUGAAACUCCUGCAGCAAGCCCUGCAAGGAAUGCAACAGCAUCUACUCAAAGUCCAAGAAGAAUAUAAGAGGAAAGAAGCAGAACUUGAAAAAAUAAAAGAUGACAAGUUACAGGUGGAAAAAAUGUUGGAAAGUCUUAAAGAAAAGGAAAACUGUGCUUCUAGGCUGUGUGCAUCAAACCAGGAAAGUGACUACCCACUAGAGAAGAACCUGAACAGCAGUCCUAUCAAAUCAGAACGUGAAGCACUACUUGUGGGGAUUAUCUCCACAUUCCUUCAUGUCCAUCCAUUUGGAGCAAGCAUUGAAUACAUCUGUUCCUACUUGCACCGUCUAGAUAAUAAGAUGCUAUCCUUUGGGGGAGCUAACAGAGCAUCAGGAGCAAGGAUCUGUACCAGCGAUGUGGAAUGCCUCAUGAGCAGACUCCAGCAUACCUUCAAGCAGGAAAUGACGGGCGUUGGAGCCAGCUUGGAGAAGAGGUGGAAAUUCUGUGGCUUUGAGGGCUUGAAACUGACCUGAAUCAUUUUACCUACCAACCAACCUGGGAUCCUGAAAAUAAAUGUGUGUUUGACAGAGCUUAGAAAAUGAUUUGUAUUUUCCAUGGUUUUCAAGUGGAAAUUGCUUUGAAUUUGUCCAUCCAUUCCUGGAAUAUCUUUUGCAUUAAAAUAAGGAUCCUAGAGCAGCACCUCAAAGUUCAGGUCCUAACAAAGACUCAAACCUCAAGUGCUGUAACUUCCUCCCUUUCUGUCAAUUGGUUGUCUUUGGUUUUUAUUAGUGGUAUUGAAAAAAGGCCUGAGGCUAAAGAGUAUUGGGGGUGGGUGUUUUUGGUGUCCGUACUACUGUUGUAGAUUUGGUAUUUUUUGAAGCACUGUUCACUGAGAUGUUUUGCUGAUUUGUAUGUGAUUCAUAUUUCAGAACAUGUCUUCACAUUAGUGUUAACUGCUGGUGAGAGGAUCGAGAGGAGCACUAAGGAUACUCCUUAACUGACAUAGUCUUUCCAAUCCCAGUUAAAAUAAAUAUCAGUGUCUUCUAGAAGGUACUUGACCAGGUUCACCUUUUAAAAGACAAAGCAUGGUCCAUGGCUUUUUGCAAAAUUAUUGUGAGCCAAAAGUUGAUAAAUGUUCCAAAGUUAUUUUCUCUACUAUAUCAGAAUAAAAGGUUUAUGUGAAAACUUUAAAAAUAAAUACAUCUAGGUGUAUUCGCAGAAAGCCAGUGUCCAGUGUGAGUGGCAUGUGUCUGUGCUAUUCAGAAUCAUCUUGUACAUAGUUUGCUUUGCAAAGAGGGCAUGUUUAGUUUUCUAUGGAUUUAGACACAUGUGCACAAGCGUGUGUGUGUGUGUGUGUGUGUGUGUGUGUGUGUGUGUGUAUUGUGUAUGUAUGUGCGUGCUCGCACAUUUGCCAGCAUUAACAGGGAUUUAUUCUAAUAUGCUUUCUUACCCCUCUGGUCUUCUUACUGAGUCUGUUGGUCCUUUUUCUUCUCAUGUCAGUGUGUUGAAUUGCAAAUAGUGGACUGUUGUUAAUACUGUUUACUUCAUGCUGAAUGUUUGCAGAGAGUUUCUGUGAGUACUAAGAGGAGACUGUUCAAAAUGGAAGUAAAUGAUGGGCCAGGGUGUGCAGACAUGUCAGCUUCCUCUAGCGUGUGGGUCACCAGGAACACCUCCAGUUCUAAGGUGCCCAUCAGCAGACUAACAUGGCAGUGUGCACAUGAACCAGUCAAUAAGUCCUGAUUGGAGGAAAAGAAAAGAGAAGGAAGAGGAGUGGGGUGGGAGUGGGGGUUACUAUGCUAAGGUAGAUGCCCCCUUCUUUCUGUGGUGGUGCUUCUAGUACACAACCAUACCUUCCCUCAAAUCUUGAUUCAAAAUAAGAGACUGCCCUAAGAAUGCAAACCGAUGGAGAGUACUUCCGGAAAAAAAAAGUCCUUUGUGAAUGAGAUGUCAGUAGUGUUCCAAGUUGCAUUUUAAGAGAUAAGUAUUCAUCUUAUAUACCUCAGUUUGGUGUUCUGUUUUUGAAUAACUGGCUCUCUGAGUAAUCCUUUAGCUGGUGAUGUCAGUCACCAGAAGCUUGGAAGAAGACGCUGCUAGACUUUCUCUGCCUUGGUAACUAGCAGGAAAAAAAAAAGUUCAAGGCAUCCCCAUUCCUGCUUCCCUCUCAAGCACCCAGCUGUGGCACCAGUAGAAGACUAGCUUCCUCACUAAAGUAUCUCUGCCAUCCAUGCUGGGGCGGGGGGCUUGAUUCAUCAUUCUCAGGGCUCCUGGAAUGUUUUUUCUUAAUAAUCACUGAAAUCAAGAGAAACUUGCUACUGAUCAAUUACUUAUUAUCUAAACAAGUGGCCUAAAAGGAAAAUUUCAAGCUAACAACUGCCAUACCCAGGACCUGUUCUCUUCUUUACUUGGUGUAUUUGUAUUACAAAUGGUCUUCUCCCAUCAUUCCUAUCAAUUGAGUCCAGGUGUACUUCUUCCAGCCUACUUGGAUUUGCUAUGCGCUCUGUUUAAUUUUAUGUAUUAAGUUGGCCAGGCUACAGUGCCAGGUUGCUUGAUCAAACACCAGCCUAGAUGUUGCUGUGAAGGUAUUUUUGAGAUGUUAUUAACAUUCAAAACUAGUACUCUUUGAAUGAAGCAGAUUAUCCUCCAUAAUGCAGGUGGACCUUGUCCAAUCAGGAGAGAGCCUUAAGAGAAAAGACGAAGGUCCUCUAAGGAAAAAGGGAUUGUGCCUCCAGGUUUCCUUUGGACUCAAAACUGCAGCAUUGAUGCCUGCCAGAAUUUCCAAAUUGCCAGCCAGCCCUGCAAAUUUCAAACUUGCCAGCCCCUACAAUCACCUGAGCCAAUUCCUUAAAAUAAGUGUGUGUGUGUGUGUGUGUGUGUGUGUGUACGUAAAUUUCACAUUAAUUCUGCAUCUCUGAAAGACUCUGACUAAUCCACCUGUUCACAGUGUAAAAAUAGAAUAAGUUUGCAUUAUAUUGCAUAAUCAAAUUGCUGCACAUACCAUCUCUCCAUCUUUCCACAGUGAGUUUCGACUCACUGUGGAAAUCUAUUAAUGAAGAAAUUUCUUUUUACAAAUGUUCAGUGCUGUUUAUUGUUUCAUUGCCCUUACUGACUUUUGAACUGUUAGGAAUUUGUUAUUUUUAGGAGACGUGGAAGGUAGUUUUUUUUUUUUUUUGUCAUGUAAUGAUGAACAGGUGUGUUUUAAUCUUACAAAUGAUUAUUUCAUCUCCCUCCCAGUCCUGUGAAACCUCUAGUUCAGAUUUUGUUAAUAUUUCCUAUUGAUUUUAAAUAUCGUCCAUGAAAAGUGAAAGGUUGAUUUUUGGGGACACAAUCAGACAUGUAACUGUGCUCAAGUUACAUAAAUGCAAUUUCAUUUGAGCUUCAAAAUGUAUGGCUUUCAUAUAAUGCAAAAUAAACUGUGUUGCUUAAAAAGACA